Molecule: messenger RNA, 1616 nt
Organism: Passer montanus (Eurasian tree sparrow)
Lineage: Eukaryota; Metazoa; Chordata; Aves; Passeriformes; Passeridae
Gene: PCGF2
Product: polycomb group ring finger 2
Exons: 10
Coding region: 454-1434 (326 amino acids)
Biological process (GO): negative regulation of transcription by RNA polymerase II
Cellular component (GO): PRC1 complex
Molecular function (GO): promoter-specific chromatin binding
Source: RefSeq, a predicted model, not a curated record
AACACGGGGACACCGGGAAUACCGGGAACACAGGGACACCGGGAAUACCGGGAAUAUCGGGAAAGGGAACGGGACACCGGGAAGGGGAUACGGGGACAGCAUACCGGGAACGGGACACCGGACACGGGCCCCAAGCACGGGGAAAGGUGACACCGGCACCGGCCCUACUGAAACCAGCACCGGGACCGGGGCAACCGGACACCGGCACCGGCAACGGCUCCAGCAGCACCGACCCCGCCAUCCCGGGAACCGAGACAGCGGCACGGACAGCGGCUCACCGGGAACCCCCGGGCACGGACAGCGGGACGGGACCGGGCUGCGAGCGCCGGCAGCUGCGGGGCGGGGGCCGCCGGUAAUCCCGGGAGAGCGGGGCCGCCGCGGUCCCUGCGGGUGCCGCCCGAGGGGAGCGCGGGGGUUUCCCGCAGGCAGGAUCCGCCCGGGGUCUGCUCCAAGAUGCACAGGACCACCCGGAUAAAGAUCACGGAGCUGAACCCACACCUGAUGUGCGCCCUCUGCGGCGGCUACUUCAUCGACGCCACCACCAUCGUGGAGUGCCUGCACUCCUUCUGUAAAACCUGCAUCGUUCAUUACCUGGAGACCAACAAGUACUGCCCCAUGUGCGAUGUGCAGGUGCACAAAACCCGGCCCCUGCUCAGCAUCCGGUCGGACAAAACUCUCCAGGACAUCGUGUACAAGCUGGUCCCGGGGCUUUUCAAAGAUGAGAUGAAGAGGAGGCGAGACUUCUAUGCUGCGUACCCGGUGGCCGAGGUUCCCCUGGGCUCGCAGGAGGAGCGUGGCGAGGUGGCCGAGCGGGACCAGGGCGCGGGGCCUGAGGACGAGAUCGUCAGUCUGUCCAUCGAGUUCCACCGGGACUGCAGGGAGGAGCAGAAAGGUGCUGUGGAGAACGGGGACCUGGACAAGGACAAGGCGCCGCCGUGCCCACCCAGCCCCGGGCUGCGGUUCCUGCGCUGCCCCGCGGCCAUGACCGUGCUGCACCUGGCCAAGUUCCUGCGCAACAAGAUGGACGUGCCCAGCAAGUACCGGGUGGAGGUGCUGUACGAGGACGAGCCCCUGAAGGAAUAUUACACCCUGAUGGACAUCGCCUACAUCUACCCCUGGAGCAGGACCGGUCCCCUGGCACUCAAGUACCGCGUCCAGCCCUCCUGCAAGCGGCUCAGGCUGUGCCCGGCGCUGCCCUCCGAGGGCACCAACACCAGCGGCGCCUCCGAGUGCGAGUCGGGCAGCGACAAAGCGCAGAGCCCCGGGCUGGCAUCGCCCCCCGCCCUGCCCGGCCCCGGCCACGGCCCCCCCGGGGCUGCCCUCAACGGCUCCGCCUCGAACUGUCACCCACUGCCACCCAGCUGCCACCCGCUGCCACCCGCCCGCGGCCGCAAAACCACCCUGAACAGCAGCGCGGGCUCGGCCCUGAGCUAAAAACCUCCGGGGGCUGCUGGAAACCCUCCUGGUAUCAGAAAAAUCUUCCUGGGACUCCGGAAAAUCCUUCUGGGACUCUGGAAAGUCAUCCUGGGGCUCAGAAGACCCUCAUGGGACUCCAAAAUUCUUCCUGGGACUCCGGAAAAUCUUCCUGGGACUCCAAAAAAUCUUCCUGGGACUCC